This is a messenger RNA of Trichomonas vaginalis G3, 345 nucleotides long. RefSeq names its product Poxvirus D5 protein-like family. The annotation marks the transcript as partial. The record is from RefSeq and is a predicted model, not a curated record. The transcript has a single exon. NCBI's taxonomy places the organism in Eukaryota, Parabasalia, Trichomonadida, Trichomonadidae.
AUACAGAAUAUUUUUGACGACUUAGCAGAAACUUUGACAUCUGACUUUUACAACCACUUGUUCUCAUAUUUCAUGACAUUAGAUAUUUCUAAGUUCAAUCCAAGACAAAUUCCACAUACCGAAGAGAGACAAACAUUGUUAGAAGCAAACAAGAGUGUAUAUGAACUGUUCAUAGAUGAAACUGACUUUGUGUCAUUAGAUGAAAGGUCAUUGUACGAUUCGUAUAAACAAUAUUGCCAAGAAUAUGGUUAUAUGACAGCUUCUAAACGAACAUUCUUGGCAAAUGUCAAAAGUCUUUUAGAUGUUCAGAAUGGUGUAUAUACAAAGAAAAAUUUUUCUGAGUAA